Molecule: messenger RNA, 5044 nt
Organism: Austrofundulus limnaeus
Lineage: Eukaryota; Metazoa; Chordata; Actinopteri; Cyprinodontiformes; Rivulidae
Gene: zfyve16
Product: zinc finger, FYVE domain containing 16
Exons: 18
Coding region: 199-4398 (1399 amino acids)
Biological process (GO): endosomal transport
Cellular component (GO): early endosome membrane
Molecular function (GO): metal ion binding
Source: RefSeq, a predicted model, not a curated record
CUGUCCAAGAUGGUCGCCAGAGUGGAUACACUUCACUAGUGAAACUAAUCCAACAGUUAGCUGGUCGAACUACUUCUGUUCAGUACGCGGAGGAUGACACGACGACCCUCGCUUUCGUUUCAAACCGGAACCGCGAGGGUCAUGGAGUAAAUCUGUUCAGGUUUUUGAGCGAUCGAAGGCCUCAUUUUGCAGCCCAACAUGGACAGCUUCUUUAAAGCAGCUGUUUGUGAUUUGGACAAAUUGCUGGAUGACUUUGAGCUCAGUUCUGAAGAACAUGAAUGCAAGCCAGUGUUUUUGAAGCCCCCUACACACCCCUUCUCGUCUCUAGGCUCCCAGUGUUUACCUUCAGAAACCCCUGCUGCCCCACAAAGCCUCCCUGACCUCAACUCUCUUCACUAUGGCUCUGCAACCAGCUGUUCUGAUGGCUCCAACAACCACAGAGAGGUCAAAGGUCAACCUCUCACUGGUGUGGACCUUCUCUCUUCUGUGGACUGUAGGCCAACCAAAAACUCCGCCCCUCCCUGCCCAGACAGAUCUCUAAAGCCGGUGUGUGACCUCGUGAAUGAUGCGAGUUCAGCUAUCCUGAUCCGGACCAGCAACCACGAUGCCUUCAGGGAGCUGGACGUGGCAGAGCAGCAGAUGGAAGAAGAGGAGGCUCUGCUCGUGGACUUUACCAGCCCUGUGGUCACAGAGGGGAGCCUGGUCAGCACAAGUGGAGCUGCAGGAGAGCAAACAUCUACAGGGUCAGAUCAGUUACUAGGUUUGAACUCUGAUGAACAGAGCGGUGGAUACUUUGCUGCUCUCAGUCUGCUGGAUGUUAUUCUUCCUGCAGCGGUGGAGAAAAGUUCUGAACCCACAGAGGAAUUUUCAUCAACAAGAACCACUGAGUCAGCAGAUAGAGACAGAGAAGACACGUCCAGCUCAAACCAGGGUGUGGAGAGCUCUAUAGACCACCAUGACGUGGAAAAUGUAGACAGCAUUAAAGAAAUGACUUCUGUGAAUAAAGAGGAGGAGUCAAAUAAGGCAUCUGAUGAGUCUGUACCAGAGUCCGUUGAAGAUAAACCGGUCAGCCUGUCAUGCCUGCCAUUAGCUGUUUCAAUGUGUGGAGCUCUAGUCAGUUCAAAAACCAGAGAAGAUGACUUGGGGACAACUUCAGAACAGUGUGAUCAUGUGGCAGAUGUUUCUGAGAGCACCAAGCCUGACUCCAUUUCAGCUUCGGAAUCAAAAGACUUACCCAGGGAUUCCAUCAGGGAGGACAGACCCUGUUUACACACCUCUGCUGAGUCGGACCAGAUUUCAGGGAACAGACUGUCUCCAGAAGGGCAGCAUCUUCCUCUUGAAUCUGCUGCUGCACCUACUGCAAACCCGUCUACUUGCUCAGAAACCAGCCCAGAGGAUCUUCCCGAGUUUGGCUUUGAGUAUUUACCAGAGAGCGACCAGGCCGAGCUUCUGGUUACCGACGAGGAGCUGGAUGCCUUUCUUCAAGCACAUACUGAAGCAGAACAGGGUGCCGGCGUUUCUUACUGCUGCAGUCAUAGAGAUGACACUCAGCCCGAGUCUCUGUCAGAGUCCGAUGACGUUUUAGAGGAGCAGAAGCCACAGAGCUGCGGUCAAGGUGGGCAGGAAUGCUUGGAAGCAAUGGCCUCUCCAGAAAGUGACAGAACAGUUUCUUUGUCUGCAGAGGGAGGUUUUAUCUCUGGUGCUUCAUCAUUAUCACAAGACUCUAGCAGACCGUGCAAUGAGGACUCCUCUGAAGUAAACUAUUUUUUAACCAGCAACACCUUCCAGCCCCAGCACAAUAGUAGCCCUGAUCAACAGCCCUCCUAUGGAGGUGCACGACCUAAACGACCACACUGCCAAACUACAAGACUUUCACCAGCAGAGGAGGAAGGCAACAGGCCGACUCAGACCCUCGGUGCUUCUUCAACACCAGAGGAUGAAGACAGUUUGACUGUGUGCCAGAGUCUUAAAGAGGAACAUUCCAACUUCAGGAAUUCCUGCCAUGCAAACGCUAUUCAGGAUCAGCAGGAUUUUUCUGUGGGGUUUGAGGAACUGUCAGAACCACCCCCUUACCCCGGAGAACAACCUGCAGAUGCAGUCAGGCCAGAGAACUGGAAGAGGGAAGGAAUGGAGGAGCUGGGGAGCAAACAGCCGAGGUGGGUGCCAGACUCUGAAGCACCCAGCUGUAUGAACUGCGAGCAAAGAUUCACUUUCACCAGAAGACGGCAUCACUGUCGAGCCUGUGGGAAGGUGUACUGCGCUCAGUGCUGCAAUGACAGAUGUAAGCUCAAGUACCUGGAAAAAGAGGCUCGUGUGUGCAUCAUCUGCUUUGUUACCAUAAACAGAGCCCAGAAGGAUGAGCGGACAAUGAGUCCUACUGGUCCCAGUCCAAACCCUAACGUUCCAUCCGAGUAUUGCAGCACCAUCCCUCCUCUGCAGCAGGCUCGAGCUGCUGGCACUCUGAACUCUCCACCUCCAACAGUCAUGGUCCCAGUGUCCGUUCUCAAGCACCCAAAUAAUGAUGCUUGUCCACGUGAACAAAAGCGCGUGUGGUUUGCCGACGGCAUCUUGCCCAACGGAGAGGUGGCAGACACAACCAAGCUGUCAGUGAUGAGCAGCCGGAGCUCCCAGGAGUUCAGUCCAGAUCCAGAAACGCCUGGCUCUUCUGGGUCAGACCCUGGAGUUGGCAGCUCUUCUACCCCUGAUGCCUCUGGAGCUGUAGAGGUGGUCCGACCUCCAGUGUCUGGACCCUGGGAUUACAGCUUGCUUUCUGGAAUGGGUUCUUCAGUAAAGAGGAGUCCCAGCCUGCUGCCAGAAAACGAGGACGAGCUGCCUCCACUGCUCAUCAGCACUGGAGAGGACAAUGGAGAUGUUUUGGUUGAGGAGAGUCCAGCUCCCUGUCAGAUCCUGCACCUACUGGAGGAGGGAGGACCUCGUCCUCUGACGUUUGUCCUGAACGCCAACCUGCUAGUCAACGUCAAACUGGUUGCCUACUCCAGCAGGCAGUGUUGGUGCUUCGGUUCUAUUGGGCUUCAGGCUCUGGGUCAGAAAGAGUUGGUGUUCAUGUUGGAGUGUUUGCCAGGAGAGAAAACUCUUCCGAGGGACCUCUUCUCACUUUAUGUCAGCAUUUACCAAGAUGCUCAGAAAGGGAAGUUUGUAGAAGAGCUGGAUAACGUGACAUUCACCCACAGUUUCCUGGGCAGUAAAGAUCACGCAGGGAUGCUGUUCUUCCCUCCCACCUGUCAAGCUCUGGACGGCCUCUCGCUCCCACCACAGUCUUUCCUGUUUGGUCUUCUUGUCCAGAAACUGGAGGUCCCCUGGGCCAAAGUCUUCCCACUCAGACUGCUGCUACGGCUCGGAGCCGAGUAUGAUGUGUAUCCAACUACGUUGUUCAGUGUUCGUUUUCGGAACUCUGUGUAUCGAGAAACGGGGCACACCAUUAUGAAUUUACUGGCAGAUCUGAGAAACUAUCAGUACAGUCUACCAGUGGUCGAGGGCCUGAGGAUCCACAUGGAGAUGGGCCACAGCUACAUCGAUAUCCCCAAAAGUAGCUUCAGUGAAGUGCAGAAGGUAGUGAAUUCAUCCAACGAGCACGUCAUCAGCAUCGGAGCCAGUUUCAGCCUCCAGGCCGACUCUCACCUGGUGUGUCUCCAGAACGAGGAGGGAAACUAUCAGACGCAGGCCAACAGCAUGCCGGGGAAGACUCGCACAGUGACUGGAGCCAGUUUUGUUGUGUUUAAUGGAGCACUGAAAGCCUCCUCUGGCUUCAUCGCCAAGUCCAGCAUUGUUGAAGAUGGGUUAAUGGUUCAGAUCCCUCCAGAGACUAUGGAGUCUCUGCGCUCAGCCCUGAGGGAGCAGACUGACUUCCACAUACCCUGCGGGAGGAACGACGGCGGGGAGGUCCGAGAGAAUGUCACGAUCCGCUGGGUUGACUGGACUUCACCUGUGAACUCCAGUAAAACUAGCGGCGUCGAUGGGAGACCUCUGGAUGGCGUCUGCAGCGUGAAGGUGCAGCAGGAUGUUGACUUUGAGUCUGACGGUCGCACCAUCAGGUGCACUGAGGUGCUGUACCUGCUGAAGUCUCCUGACUGCAGCCUGGCGUCCGUGCUCUCGUCCUGCAGCGUGUUCCAGAAGGAGAUCGCUUUGGCCACCUGUAGCACUCUGACGCCUCACCUGUCUGUUCUUGCCUCCAGCGGCAUCAACUCCCUCUCACUUCGCAUCUCAACUCAGGCUGACAUGGUGGAGUACCAGGCUGGUUCUGGAGGAAGGCUCCUCCCUCAGCACUACAUGAACGAGAUGGACGGCGCUCUGAUCCCCGUCAUCCACGGAGGCGGCGCCACUGUUCCUCAGACCCCCAUGGACAUGGAGUUCAUCUUCUACAUCACCCACGUCAUCUGACGGAGCAACGAAACGGCCCAACAGGAGGUGGUCCCGGGCUCUGGUGUCAGUCUGAUCCACUGCGAGGUUGGAUGUGUGUGGAUGUGUGUCUGUUCUGCUCACCAAAGCUGCUUUAAUACAUGAAGCCAAACACUAAACAUGGAAAAUGUUUGCAACCAAACCAUCGUCCUGCUCUGCCUUCCCAGCUCUCUGCUGGCCUGCGGCAGCUGGGAGCUGCUCAGUGAAUGUUUCUCAUCUGUUUUAAUACGGCUCAGUGAAUGGAGUCAGUCAGGUGCUAUUCUAAUGAUUCUUCACAUGCACAGCUGUCUCUGUGAAAACAUUUGCUGCCAGGGUGUCAUUGAUUGAUUGAUUUUUUUUUUUUUUUUUGGUUUACUCAGAAUGAACCUCAUGCAGGAAAGUUUUAUUUUUUCACAUCCUCCUCUAACCUGGAGAUCAUCAGUCGGAUUCUCUGAACGCAACACAAACACUAAGAGUUGCUGUUACCAGUAGUUUUAUGUGUCCAACUGGCCUAAACAUUCAAACUGUUUGUUCUCAGAAACAAAACAAAAUAAAACACAUUUAACAUCCUGAAUAUUCAGAUAAAACAACAACUGUUCACUACAUGAAUCGUUUUUACACUCUGUUAUCAAAACUGCCUUCAUGGUGA